AUGAACUCCUCUUCCUCUGCCACAAGCUCUCAGCCCGUUCCUCAUUUGACGUCAACGCCCUCGAAAUCAUCUAGAAAGCGUGCAAGGAGCACUUCACCCUCCUUCACUCUUCGCUCCUCAUCACCCUCUGGCAUUUUACCACUCGCCACUGCCACGAAAAUGGAACAAGCGAUACGAGAUCUGAGAGCGGCAGAGCAAGAUCUUGACAUCAUCAAGAUCCAAAGGGAAGAUAAGGAAAAAGACUUGAUCCUUUCUCAAAAGGAUUAUAUGGGAAUAAAGAUGAAGGUCAGAAUGCUACGAGAGAGGAUGGAUAGGUUGAGUGUGGAAGAGGAACUGGAAACUUUACAAGGGAAGCUGAAGGAAGAGAUGGAUUCAGCCAAGCAUUUCGAACAAAGAGCUCGGGAGCUUGAGGAUGACAACGUCACAAUGCGAAAAGCUAUGACGGGACUUCAAGACACUUACACGACUAAAAUGGAGGAAAUGGAAAGAGGAAGAAUGCAAGACAUGCUCGAUAGAGAUACUAAAAUCAAUGAGAUCACUAAUUCGCUCGAGGAAAAUAAGAAAGUUGAAGGAGAUUUGCGUGAGAGGAAUGUCAAGUUGGAAGAGAGAUUGGAGGAGUUGAAGGAAUUGGUUCAUAGACCAAUUUCAAUUGGGAGCUUCAAGAUUCUAACGUCCACUGAGGAAGAAGGGAGGAAGAAAUGGACUGAUAUUGGCAUGUAG
Molecule: messenger RNA, 720 nt
Organism: Kwoniella botswanensis
Lineage: Eukaryota; Fungi; Basidiomycota; Tremellomycetes; Tremellales; Cryptococcaceae
Exons: 3
Coding region: 1-720 (239 amino acids)
Source: RefSeq, a predicted model, not a curated record